AAUAAUUAUAAAAGAUGAUAUUUAAAUAUAAAGAUAUAAAUAAAGAAAUAAAUAUAAAUAUUAACACCACUUUACAAGAUCUUCAAUUUGAAAUCUUAAUCUUUACUAAAAUCAACCCAUUAAAUCAAAUAUUAAUUUUCGAUGAUACAACUUUUGUUUUAAAAAACUUUAGUGAAUUUUUAACAGAACCAGUUUCCGUCCUAAAUAUAAACUAUGGUGAAAAUAAAAUAAUUGAAAUAAAAAAAUUAUACAGUCAAAAAAAAAUUAUUAAUCAACAUCAAUAUAAUGAAGACAGAAAAUAUAUAGAAAAUUUUUUUAAAGUUUUUACAAACAAAUUUUUAUUAAAACUAAUAUCCUCUCAUUUACACUACGAAUGUGGCGGUUGUGACGGUUCAAAGUGCACUCAUAUCCAUAAUGACGAAGAAUACAAGGCCCAUCCAAAUAGAAAGAACCAAUUUUCUAUUUUUAAAAAAUAUAAAAAAUAUGAUGAAAUUUUAGAUGUCAAUUGGAUAAUAAAUAAUGGUUAUUUCUCUUUACUCAGAUAUAAAUUCAAGAAAAAUGAAUUACUGUAUAACUGGAGCACUAGGAACAUCAGUAAACUUAUAAAAGAUAUCAAUAAUCCUAAUAAUAAUAGUCAAGAUAAUAUAGAAAACCUUUCAAUGAUAAAAAAAUUAUCAGAAACUUAUCCACCACUAUUCAACUC
This is a messenger RNA of Dictyostelium purpureum, 703 nucleotides long. RefSeq lists its product as uncharacterized. The annotation marks the transcript as partial. The transcript has 2 exons. Lineage: Eukaryota; Evosea; Eumycetozoa; Dictyosteliales; Dictyosteliaceae. The record is from RefSeq and is a predicted model, not a curated record.